Molecule: messenger RNA, 2697 nt
Organism: Cervus elaphus (red deer)
Lineage: Eukaryota; Metazoa; Chordata; Mammalia; Artiodactyla; Cervidae
Gene: TUFT1
Product: tuftelin 1
Exons: 13
Coding region: 72-1244 (390 amino acids)
Biological process (GO): intracellular signal transduction
Cellular component (GO): I band; intracellular anatomical structure
Source: RefSeq, a predicted model, not a curated record
GCGCCCGCUUAGUAAGAGCCAGACUGCAGGGCAGAGGGUUGGGCUUUGUGCUGCGACCCCCGCAGGAAAAGAUGAACGGGACGAGUAAUUGGUGUACAUUGGUGGACGUGCACCCGGAGGGGCAGAACGCGGGCAGCGUGGACGUGCUCAGGCUGACUCUCCAGAGUGACCUGACAGGAGAUGAACUUGAACGCUUAGCCCAGAAGGCGGGCAGGAAGACCUAUGCCAUGGUGUCCAGCCGCUCAAGUAGUCAUUCUCUGGCCUCAGAACUGGUGGAGUCCAAUGAUGGACACGAAGAGAUCAUUAAGGUGUACUUGAAGGGGAGGUCUGGAGACAAGAUGAUCCAUGAGAAGAAUAUUAACCAGCUGAAGAGUGAGGUCCAGUAUAUCCAAGAGGCCAGGAACUGCUUGCAGAAGCUCCGGGAGGAUAUAAGUAGCAAGCUUGACAGAGAUCCAGGAGAUUCUGUCCAUAAAAAGGAGAUACAGGUGGUGCUAGAAAAGCCAAAUGGCCUUAGUGAAGGUCCCCUGACCACGUAUAACAGCCCACCCGAGGUGGACACCUAUAUAAAAGAAGAUGUCGAGAGCUUGAGGAAGACGGUUCAGGACUUGCUUGUCAAGCUGCAGGAAGCUGAGCGGCAGCACCAGUCAGACUGUUCGGCUUUUAAGGUCACACUCAGCGAGUACCAGAGAGAAGCCAAACAGAGUCAGGUGGCCCUUCAGAGAGCGGAGGACAGAGCAGAGCAGAAGGAGGCAGAAGUCGGGGAGCUGCAGAGGCGCUUGCUGGGAAUGGAGACGGAGCAUCAGGCCUUACUGGCGAAGGUCAGGGAAGGGGAGACAGCCCUGGAGGAACUCCGGAGUAUGAAUGUUGACUGCCGAGCAGAACAAGAGAAGGCUGCUAACCUGGAAAAGGAAGUGGCUGGGUUGCGGGAGAAGAUCCACCACUUGGAUGACAUGCUUAAGAGCCAGCAACGAAAAGUCCGGCAAAUGAUAGAGCAGCUCCAGAACUCAAAAGCUGUGAUCCAGUCCAAGGAUAGCACCAUCCAGGAGCUCAAGGAGAAGAUUGCCUACCUGGAAGCCGAGAAUUUAGAGAUGCAUGACCGGAUGGAACACCUGAUAGAAAAACAAAUCAGUCAUGGCAACUUCAGCACCCAGAACCGGGCCAAGACCGAGAACCUGGGCAGCGUCAGGAUAUCCAAGCCCCCCAGCCCAAAGCCCCUGCCUCUCAUCCGAGUGGUGGAAACAUGAGCCCAAGGAGAUGGACGUUGCUGCCGCCUUUGGCCUGCGGAGGAACCCAUCACCCCUGGAGGCUGCCGGCCCUGACUUUGACUUCCCACCUGCUCCCUGGCUGUGCUCACGGUUCUGUACGCUGGGCAGAAGGAGGACUAACGCCCCUCUGGACACUGUGGCCUCUGGAGGCUGGUACCCUGCCUGCAGGGGCCAGGGCAGUAGCCUUGUUCCCAUAGUUACUAUUUCUCUCUGUAGCAGAGCCUCCCUUCUGUUGUAGCCUGGAGUUCAGCUGCCCCAGAAGCAGGCCCUCCAUGGGUCAGGUCUGGAGAGGUGAUGAGAUCUGUCCUAGAAGCUGGAGUCCUGGGGGAACAGAGUUCCUUCCGUAAACAUAGCUCAGUUCUUAGCAACAAACUGUUUGUUUUUCUACUUGCUCCACCCUCAGCCCAUGCUGAGCAGGGCCUCCUGCAGACAGACUUUGGGGCUGCCUGUCAUGGCCUGGUCAGAGUCAGUGAACCUCAACUUUGACCAGGUGGUCUUGUCUUUGGGGGAGGGGAAAUGUCCUUCAAGGCGUAGCUGUGAGCAGAAAGGUUCUGUGAGGCCAUGGACAGUUACGGGCAACUUCUCUCUGCUGUGAAGGCUCCCAGAACCUCUUAUGGUUUCCCCCUAAGUGGAGGUGCAAGAUACACCUCAUUCUUCUUGACUCAGAGCCUAAAAACUGUUUCACUGGGUUACAUCAAUCUCAGCGAAGAAACUCUUAUGGUAUUUAUUUUGCUAAGUUAUUGGUGUUUUUCUUCCAUCUCACAACUGAUUUAAUCCCAGAGUUUUGCAGUCUUCUCUUGCGGUGUUUGGAUUUACUUGACAGAGGGAAAAGAGCAUUUCCAAUGGACUCAUUGAUUUCAGAAUGAUGUUAUAAGUCUUUUUCUUUCUUUCCUCUACCUGCUGCCUUUCCCUUCCUCCUCCAAACCUCAAGAAGGCAAGUAUAUUUACCCUGAGGCAUCAGGGUCUGAAUGUCUGUUGUUUGGGGGAAGACAGCCAUCUGGAGGGAUUGAAUUCCUCUCUUAACCCUGCUGUGCCCCGGUGCUCCACCAUCAGUUUGUUAUCCUGGCUCUGAAUGAACCUGCCACUCAUCUGUGUUCUCUUUAGGGCUCUUCCUGCAGCCUUAAGAAGGAGGUAAGCAUCAGAAUGUGGUACUCUAGGACACAGGAAAAUGAAAAAUAAACAUUAAGUCUCUUUAGGUUCUACUUGGCUCAAAACCAGAAGCCUUAAAUCUGUGGUUUCUGUGCAUUGUGGCUGAGCUCCCGUGCUAGCUUUGUUCGUUGUGGUGUUCGAGUGUUCUUCACACCGUUCCCAUUUGCACAAUGAGGGGGUUGCACCAGAUAAUUUCCAUGGGUCCUUCCAGUUCUGAUACUCUUUCCCAUGGCAUACUCUUUGUAUGGUGAGUUUAAUAAAUUAUGUUAAUGUGUCUCUUUGA